Molecule: messenger RNA, 1215 nt
Organism: Egretta garzetta (little egret)
Lineage: Eukaryota; Metazoa; Chordata; Aves; Pelecaniformes; Ardeidae
Gene: CPE
Product: carboxypeptidase E
Exons: 9
Coding region: 1-1215 (404 amino acids)
Biological process (GO): proteolysis
Molecular function (GO): metallocarboxypeptidase activity; zinc ion binding
Source: RefSeq, a predicted model, not a curated record
AUGAUGCUUUGGGGAGGGGGGCAAGCAGUGCCAUAUGGAAAAGAUAUGUUUCUGUUUCUUCAUUUGAACCAGGCCUAUAAAAUUGAAGUGGGAGAGAAAGGAGAACCAGAAUUUAAAUAUGUUGGGAAUAUGCAUGGGAACGAAGCUGUCGGAAGGGAGUUGCUCAUCUUCUUGGCUCAGUACUUGUGUAAUGAAUACCAGAAAGGAAAUGAAACUAUUAUCAACUUGAUCCACAGCACACGUAUCCAUAUCAUGCCAUCUUUGAACCCGGAUGGCUUUGAGAAGGCAGCGUCCCAGCCCGGUGAACUUAAAGACUGGUUUGUUGGUCGAAGCAACGCCCAAGGGAUAGAUCUAAACCGAAAUUUCCCUGAUCUUGAUAGAAUAGUCUAUGUUAAUGAGAAGGAAGGUGGCCCAAACAACCACCUACUGAAAAACAUGAAAAAAGCCGUGGACCAGAAUCCUAAGCUUGCUCCUGAAACGAAAGGUGUCAUUCACUGGAUUAUGGAUAUUCCCUUUGUGCUUUCUGCCAAUCUUCAUGGAGGAGACCUCGUCGCAAACUAUCCAUAUGAUGAGACUCGGAGUGGAAGUGCCCAUGAGUACAGCUCCUGCCCUGAUGAUGCUAUUUUUCAAAGCCUGGCUCGCAGCUAUUCUUCUUUCAAUCCUGCUAUGUCUGAUCCAAACAGACCACCGUGUCGUAAAAAUGAUGAUGACAGCAGCUUUGUGGAUGGAACAACUAAUGGUGGUGCAUGGUACAGCGUCCCGGGAGGAAAAAAUUACCUCAGCAGCAACUGCUUUGAAAUCACAGUGGAACUCAGCUGUGAAAAAUUCCCACCUGAAGAAACUCUGAAGGGCUACUGGGAGGACAACAAGAACUCCCUUAUCAAUUACAUCGAGCAGAUUCAUCGUGGAGUGAAGGGGUUUGUUAAAGAUCUUCAGGGCAAUCCAAUAGCAAAUGCUACAAUUUCUGUGGAGGGGAUAAGCCAUGACAUUACAUCAGCCAAGGAUGGUGAUUACUGGAGAUUGCUUGUGCCUGGAAAUUACAAACUUACAGCCUCAGCACCAGGCUAUCUAGCAAUAACUAAAAAAGUGGCUGUGCCCUUUAGCCCUGCAGUUGGGGUUGAUUUUGAACUGGAAUCAUUGUCUGAAAGAAAAGAAGAGGAGAAAGAAGAGUUGAUGGAAUGGUGGAAGAUGAUGUCAGAAACACUAAAUUUUUAA